ACGUCCAGCAGUCGUUCGCACAAGUUUCCCCUGUUGUCAUUUUCUGAGUGAACUCUGAUCAUUGAGCAAGCUGUUUCACAAUUUCAUUGAUAUAUCCGUUCAUGUAGAAACGAGUCGUAUGCCUUUUAUUCUGCGGUGGAUGCUAAAUGGGUAGAAGUUGACGCACGGUUGGUGUGGUAAAUCCUAUGCAUUCUUUCGCUUUAGACCUACACAUGUUCUAUGCAUGUCAAAACCGAAGGCCACCUGACAGACUGGAACAGUAGGGAAUCUUAAUUGCUUUGACAAUUUUAUCAAAUACGUUUUUAAUGAAAGUCAAUUGCACUUUUGAGAUAGUGUCGCCUGUUCGGGUGUCUAGGCGGAGAAUGAAAAGAACCAUGCCUGAAAUGAAAAGGGCGAGGAGGCCCGACGUGAAACUGGUUAUAUUGGGGGACAUGAACGUUGGUAAGACCUCUCUGUUACACAGGUACAUGGAUAAAAAGUUCAAUGAUACCAUUAGUACCGUCGGCGGUGCGUUCUACUUAAAGCAGUGGGGACCCUACAACAUAUCGCUUUGGGACACCGCAGGUCGGGAGCAGUUCCACGGGCUCGGCUCCAUGUACUGUCGGGGUGCGUCCGCUGUCAUCCUUACCUACGACGUGACCAACUGGCAGAGCCUGGCCGAGCUGGAGGAGCGCUUCCUGUCUCUCACCGACACAGCCAAUCACGACUGCAUCUACGCUGUGGUGGGCAACAAGGCUGACAUUACUGACCCCCCCAAUGUGGAAGAAGACUAUGAGGGGGGUUUCCCCGUUCACACACCGCCCUAUGCCUGCCACCUCAUCCCUCCAGCCUCCCCUACUACGGUCUCCCCCGUGGCCAACCGAGAGGUUCGAAAGGAGGACGCCGUGGCGCUCUACCAGCGUAUCCUCAGGUACAAGGCGCUGGAUGAGCGUUUGAGCCCGCCUGCAGAGAGGAUGUGCUUUGAGACGAGCGCCAAGACAGGUGCCAACGUGGACGAGUUGUUUGAGACGCUGUUCGAAAUGGUGCUGCCGUCCAUCCUGAGGAUGAGGUCGGAGAGCGAGGCCUCACCCACCAUAGACCUGGAGGACUAUGGGCCAGUGUCCAGCAAGCAAACCAAGUGGGGCUGCUGCUGAACGGAGUUGGGUGAAGUAGCCCCAAGGUGCUGAUCUUGGGUCUAUUUUGCUUUUUUCCCACAAAUGGGUAAGGUUAGGAUUGUGGGAGGGGAAGCUGAUCCUAGAUCUGUACAUUGGGGAACCUUUACACCAGAGCCUGCUGAAGGCGACAAGGAAGAAGUCUUGGGGAGAAUCUCAAUUGUAUACUCCUCGCCUCUUCUCGCCUAGUAUUCUUCUCAUAACCCAUUGAAUGAGAAAGCUAGAGGUCCCUUCCCUCUGACCAGCUCCUCCAAUAGGUUUUGAGAUGGAGAGAGGAUGCGAGGAGUAUGCAAUUGAGAAUCUUCCCUGGUUUUAGGGGUUGGUUUUCACAGACGUACACCCACGUUGUUUCUACUUUAAUACAGAGGGAUUACUCAUCAAGUGAGCUCAACUGAGCUGGGCCGGAUUACCGAACAGGCACUGGGCAUGUGCCCCGUGCCCCUAACCCAUGUUUUUGUUGCAUAUGAUACCAAAAUGUGUAGAAUUGUAGGAAAUUAGGCUUAAAACUGCAAAAUUAUCUUAACCUCAUGGCAAAAUGUGAACAAAAUGAGAUGCGCUAUAAAAUACCAACAAAACAAAAAAUCUGCCCAAUGGCGAAAGUGUAGAAUUGUAGGAAAUUGGCUUUAAAACUAUUUGUCAAAAUUUGCUCUUAGCCUCAUGACAAAAUGCGUAGAAGAGCAUUAGAAAACUUCACGUUUUUCUCUCUGCACCAUGGCAAAAUGUGCUAAUUCUGUAAUUAAGUCCAGUAUUCUGUCACUGCUGUUCAGAUUUCAUUUUAUGGUUUCACACUAAAAAGGAAAUGUCACUUUUUUUUUAAUGGUUUUUUAGUCAAUUCUGAUCUUGGGGAAUUUUUGGACUGAGUUGCACAAAAAAUGUCACUUGUCUGAGCUGUUUGUCCUUGAUAGAAAAAUGCAGUUUCACUUGAUUUUUGUGGCAUUUGCCAUUUUCAGACACCUUUUUAUUUCUUUAUCUUUGUUUACCAUCUGCCUAAAUUAAAGCCAUUCUACCUCCAAUAAUAGUUAUUGAAUUUCAGCUUUCUGUGAAUAACAUGUUUUUUAAAUUUUUGAAGUCACCAUGUUGUUAUUGAACAUAUGGUGUAAAGAUGCUACCACAAGGGUGUAGUGUAGGGACUGUUUUUAGAGAGCUCCCAUUGAAUAUGGAGGACUAAGAAUAUGGCCAAAGAACCAAAAUGUCCUCUUUACCCCAAAGACAUUAUGUUGCCACAUUGACUAAGAAAUCGAACAGAAUUGAUGUACUGGCGAGUCCCUGAUGAGAUUUCAAACAA
Messenger RNA from Oncorhynchus mykiss (rainbow trout), 2436 nucleotides. Its product is annotated as ras-related protein Rab-20. Gene Ontology annotation, molecular function: GTPase activity; GTP binding. The record is from RefSeq and is a predicted model, not a curated record. Lineage: Eukaryota; Metazoa; Chordata; Actinopteri; Salmoniformes; Salmonidae.